UGUCGCGUGAAAUCCUUAACCAGUCCCCUAGUACACUUUCCUGUAACUGCAAGUGCUUCUUGAAGAAGCAAAGACACACACCCUUUUGUUCUGAUUUCUUGUAUUUGUAUAUUUGAUCACUAAGUUCAGAAAGUAGUUUUUGUUGAGCCAAGGGUCUAUCGUAAACAACUAUCUACCCCCACAAAGGUGGGUGGUAAGGCCUGUGUACAUUCUACUCUCCGGACCCCACUUGUGGAAUCAUACUGGGUGAACUUGGAGGCUGUGUGAAUAAGUGAGUCCAAAAGUCCGCGUGACUCCUUCAAGAAAAAGAUGGGAUCAGAGGGUUCUGAAAAGGAUCUCGUAGUGACUCAAAUUAGUGUUGGUGGGUUCAGCAAUGAUGUCAAUGCGAAAAUGCUUUCAGAAUGUCUGGAAGACCAAGUUGGACAAGUGUGGAGGUGUAGAUUAAAGACUUCAUCCACUCCUCCUGACUCUUACCCGACUUAUGACAUUGAUGUAGAGAACGUGCGAAGAAUGAACAAUUACAUAAAAGUGGAACCUCAUGCAUUUGUUCAUUUUGCAUCUUCAGAGUCCGCACAGAAUGCUCUUGCUGCUGCUAGGCGUGAUGAACUCUUCUUAGAAGAGAAGCCUUUGAAGGUUAGUUUGGGUCCUGAGAAUCCCUUUAAUAUGAAUAAGAGGAGAAGAACUAUCAUGCCUUUUAAGUUUUCAGACGUUGGUGUAGAAAUUGGAGUACUGGUUAGUAAUGAUGACUUUGUGGUUGGUUGGAGGGGACCUCAUUCUGGUGUUAACUUUCUUGUGGAUCCAUUCAAUGGGACAUGCAAAAUACUUUUCACAAGGGAUACUGCUUUCUGCUUCAAGGGUGAAGGAAAACAUGCCGUUAUAAAAUGCAAUUUCAAGAUUGAGUUUUUGCUGAGGGAAAUCAAUGAGAUUAACGAAUGCAAAGACUUUGCAUCUUUGGUAUUAUUGUUGCAGCUGACUUCAUCUCCAUUGGUUUUCUAUAGAACUGCUGAUGAUGACAUUGAAGAAUCAGUUGCUUUUGACUUAUUAGAUGACGAUGAUCAGUGGAUCCGAACCACUGACAUUACAUGUAGUGGAGCCAUUGGUAGGUUUAAUACCUACCGUAUUUCAAUUCGACCUCGCAAUGGUCCUAGCCUUAAGAAGGCCAUGAACUAUUUCAGAGAAAGUAGGGUGCCUGUGGUAGAACAGGGUAACAGGCAGAUGCUCCGGGUGAGAGAUGAGCCUGAUUUUGGGGUGUCCCUCUCAGAACCUUUCUUCUGCUUUCAAAACCAUGAAGGUAUAAGCUUUAAGGUCUUGUUUCUGGUAAAUGCGGUUUUGCAAAAAGGCAUAGUUAAUCAGCAUCAGAUGACUGCUGAAUUCUUUUCUUUGCUUAGAAAGCAUCAGGAGGGGGUAAAUUUAGCUGCACUGAAGCACAUCUUUUCUUACAAAAGGCCUGUCAAUGAUGCUAUUCAGAAGUUAGCAAGUGUCCAGAAAUGGCUAUUUAAGAAUCCUAACCUUCUCGAGAGAACUGGACAGUUGGAUGAUGUUGUAGAGGUUAGAAGGUUGGUUAUUACCCCAACCAAAGCAUACUGUCUUCCGCCAACUGUGGAGCUAUCCAAUAGAGUCCUCAGGAAGUAUAAGCAUGUUUCAGAUCGAUUUUUGCGAGUUACUUUUAUGGAUGAGGGCAUGCGUAACUUGAACAGGAAUGUUCUGACAUACUAUGCUGCUACUAUUGUGAGAGAAAUUACAUCAAGUUCUAAUCCCCAGAGAACUGGAAUCUUCCAAAGGGUGAAAAGUAUUCUGAGUAAAGGAUUUUAUCUGUGUGGUCGAAGGUAUUCUUUUUUGGCUUUCUCAGCUAACCAGCUGAGGGAUCGUUCUGCCUGGUUUUUUGCUGAAGCCCCGGAAAUUAGGGUGCCCAACAUCAUAAACUGGAUGGGUAAGUUCGGUAACAGGAAUGUUGCAAAAUGUGCUGCUAGGAUGGGACAGUGCUUUUCAUCAACCUAUGCAACAGUGGAAGUCCUUCCAAGCGAGGUUAACUCCGAGCUUCCAGAUAUAGAAAGAAAUGGGUAUGUUUUCUCUGAUGGAAUAGGCAUGAUGUCAGCAGAUCUAUCUAUAGAAGUUGCAGCGAAGUUGCAAUUAAGUGUCAAUCCUCCUUGUGCUUAUCAGAUAAGGUAUGCUGGUUGUAAAGGUGUUGUCGCAUGUUGGCCGGCAGAGAAAGAUGGUAUCCGCCUUUCUCUGAGACCAAGUAUGAAGAAAUUUGACUCAAAUCACACUAUCCUUGAAAUCUGCUCUUGGACGAGAUUACAGCCUGGUUUUCUGAACCGGCAAAUAAUAACCUUGCUCUCGUCCUUGGAAGUUAAAGAUGAAAUGUUUUGGGAAAUGCAGAAAGAAAUGUUAUCAAAGUUGGAUAAGAUACUUGUGGAUUCGGACGUGGCUUUUGAUGUAAUUACAGCUUCAUGUGCCGAGGCAGGAAAUACAGCGGCUAUAAUGUUGAGUGCAGGGUUUAAACCUCAAAGUGAACCUCAUUUGAGAGGGAUGUUGGCUAGCAUUAGAGCUGCUCAACUCGGCGACCUCCGGAAUAAGACAAGGAUGUUUGUUCCUUCAGGAAGGUGGUUGAUGGGCUGUUUGGAUGAAUUACGUAAACUUGAGCAAGGCCAAUGCUUUAUUCAAGUGUCAAGCCCUUCUUUGGAGACCUGUUUUGUUAAGCAUGGUCCAAAGUUUUCUGAAAUCAAGAAAAAUCUUCAAGUAAUAAAGGGCCUUGUUGUAAUUGCAAAGAACCCGUGUCUUCAUCCCGGGGAUGUGAGGAUUCUGGAGGCUGUAGAUGUUCCUGGUUUACACCAUCUCUAUGAUUGUCUGGUCUUCCCUCAGAAAGGGGAUAGGCCACAUUCAAAUGAAGCAUCAGGGAGUGACCUUGAUGGUGAUCUCUACUUUGUGACUUGGGAUGAAAAUCUCAUUCCACCCAGUAAGAAAAGCUGGAUGCCAAUGGACUAUGCACCUGCAGAAGCCAAACAGUUGGGUCGUCAAGUUCAGCAUACGGACAUAAUAGAUUUUUUCUCAAAGAACAUGGUCCAAGAGAGUCUAGGAGAAAUCUGCAACGCACAUGUGGUUCAUGCUGACCUCAGUGAAUUUGGAGCUUUGGAUGAGAAGUGCCUUAAAUUGGCAGAACUUGCUGCUCUAGCCGUUGAUUUCCCCAAAACUGGAAAACUUGUCACCAUGCCAUUUGACCUCAAACCAAAAAUGUAUCCCGACUUCAUGGGGAAAGAGCCGUUUCAAACAUACGAGUCAAAGAAAAUUUUGGGCAAAUUAUAUAGGCAAGUUAUAGAUGUAUAUGAUGCAGAGGGUGGAGAAUCUUCUGGACUUGAGUUUGUCCCUAAAGACAUCCCAUAUGACACUAAUAUUGAGAUUCUGGGAUAUGAAGAUUUCAUAGAUGAUGCGUGGAACCACAAAUGUUCUUAUGAUGGUCAGUUGAAUGGGCUUUUAGGACAAUACAAAGUUAAUGGGGAGGAAGAGGUGGUUACUGGACAUAUAUGGUCCAUGCCGAAGUACAGUGCUAAGAAGCAAGGGGAAUUAAAAGAGAGGCUGAAGCACGCAUAUAAUACGUUGAGGAAGGAGUUCAGGAAUGUUUUCGAGCAGAUGGAACCUGAUUUUGAUAUGCUUCCCGUUGAUGAGAAGAAUGAUAUGUAUGAAAGAAAGGCAUCUGCGUGGUAUCGGGUCACCUACCAUCCUCAUUGGGUGACUAGAUCACUAGAGUUGCAAUUGCCAGAUGCUGUUUCAAAUGGUGUUAUGUUAAGUUUUGCUUGGAUUGCAGCAGAUUACAUUGCUCGAAUUAAAAUUAGACAACGGGGAAUGCAAAAUUCUGACUCUACCAAGCCUAUCAAUUUCCUUGGAAGGUAUCUUGUUAACAAGAUAUAACAACCAAAACUGUCAUGCGGUUAAAUGCAAAUAUAUUGGCUGCUUAUCAGCUAUUUGGCUGUAAGGCCACUCUGCCAUUAUCAAUACCUGGUUUGAUGUCCUUUCGAACCUCCUAAAUCCUACUAUUGGAUUGUUUCCUUGUGUUGAUCAGUUAUUAUAUGAAAUUUCAUCCAUGAGUUUGCCUUGCUG
This is a messenger RNA of Solanum tuberosum (potato), 4095 nucleotides long. Its product is annotated as RNA-dependent RNA polymerase 6-like. The transcript is spliced from 4 exons. NCBI's taxonomy places the organism in Eukaryota, Viridiplantae, Streptophyta, Magnoliopsida, Solanales, Solanaceae. Gene Ontology annotation, cellular component: nuclear RNA-directed RNA polymerase complex. The record is from RefSeq and is a predicted model, not a curated record. Bases 310 to 3906 code for a protein of 1198 amino acids. Gene Ontology annotation, biological process: siRNA processing. Gene Ontology annotation, molecular function: RNA binding; RNA-directed RNA polymerase activity.